AUGGAUAAAUUCCGAAUGAUAUUCCAGUUCCUCCAGUCCAACCAGGAAUCAUUUAUGAAUGGCAUAUGUGGCAUUAUGGCUCUCCUGAGUGCACAGAUCUAUGUGGCUUUUGAUUUCAAGUGCCCAUGUCUACCUGUUUACAAUCUAGUUUAUGGGAUGGGAAUCCUGUUUAUGCCUCCCUUAGUCUUAUUCCUGUUUGGUUUUGUGAUGAAUAACAAUGUUUCCAUGUUGGCUGAAGAAUGGAAAAGGCCCAUAGGGAAACGACAGAAAGACCCUGCUGUCUUGCGUUACAUGUUCUGCUCCAUGGCUCAGCGGGCUAUAAUUGCUCCUGUAAUUUGGAUCUCAGUCACACUGUUGCACGGGGAAUGUUUUAUCUGUGCAUUCAGUACCUCCGUUCCCAUGCACAAACUUGGAAACAGCAGUUAUAGACAUCUUCCUGAGAAGGAGAUCAGGAAGAUUUUAGCCCAGAUUCCCUGCGAUGAUAUUUACAGUGGCCAAGAACUGAUUGCCAGAGAGGUGGCAACCAGGUAUCUACGCUGCAUUUCACAGGCAACAGGCUGGGUCUUUGUGCUGCUAGUAACUCUGCUGGCUUUCCUUGCCCGAGCCAUACGUCCCUGCUUUACUCAAUCUGCCUUUUUGAAGAGCAAAUAUUGGUCCCACUACAUUGACAUUGAGCGGAAACUCUUUGAAGAAACAUGUACAAAACAUGCUAAGAGUUUUGCCAAGGUUUGCGUCCAGCAAUUCUUUGAGAACAUGAACAAAGACCCCUUCUUGGGCCACACACAUAUGCAGAUUCCUGAGAAGGCACCAUCAGACUCAGAGGAAGAAAAGGAACAACUGCUGGGCAUCAUAGAUCAAGGAACCAUGAACAAGCUUCUGAAGAACUGGCACAACUGUAAGCCCCCUUUGUGUCUCAAGCAAGAGCUGAUGCAAAAUGGAACCAGUUGGACAAGAGAAAUUGCACAGCCUUGUCCAUCAAGGAAAGAGUAUGCAGCCUACUACAGCAAAGUUUGA
Messenger RNA from Ahaetulla prasina, 1014 nucleotides. It is a transcript of the gene CALHM1, whose product is annotated as calcium homeostasis modulator 1. Lineage: Eukaryota; Metazoa; Chordata; Lepidosauria; Squamata; Colubridae. The record is from RefSeq and is a predicted model, not a curated record. The transcript is spliced from 2 exons. Gene Ontology annotation, molecular function: monoatomic cation channel activity. The coding region runs from base 1 to 1014 and encodes 337 amino acids.